Messenger RNA from Nannospalax galili (Upper Galilee mountains blind mole rat), 492 nucleotides. RefSeq names its product rhox homeobox family member 2-like. Gene Ontology annotation, molecular function: DNA binding. The transcript has 2 exons. The record is from RefSeq and is a predicted model, not a curated record. The annotation marks the transcript as partial. Lineage: Eukaryota; Metazoa; Chordata; Mammalia; Rodentia; Spalacidae.
AUGUCGUGGUGCCUUCAAACCCAUGCUGGGCCCCGAUGUCCUGAUGUUUCUUGUGUUUUCCCACUGCCAGGUGCGAAGGCACAUGUGAGCAUGCAGGCUGGAGAGGGAGGAAGUGAGCAAGAGAGAGGACAGGGUGAGCCUGUGUGCGGAGCCGCAGCAGUCUACAAAACAGAAAACCAAGAAUUUGGCAAAGAAGGUCUUGCUGCCACUGGCGCUGUAGCUCCUCUGAACCAAGGGUACCUCGAGGAAGCUGGUGCCAGUGGCGGUGGGCCGGAUACACAACCCGCAGGGCAGCAGAUUUCUGUGGUCAUGAGGAGGCCUGGGGAUGUACAGCCUGUGCCAGUGCUCGUGUCCCGACGGUCCCUUCGCGACAACUUCAACUUGUGGCAACUGCAGGAGCUUGAGCGCAUUUUCCAGUGCAGUCACUACAUCAGCCCUGCAAAACGGAGACAUCUGGCAAGAUUGAUGGGUGUGACAGAAUCCAAAGUUCAG